GGCCUGGGCCGCGCAGGGGGCGGGGAGAGCGGGGAGCGGCGGCGGGGCGGCGCGGGGCGGCGCGGGGCGGCGCGGGGCGGAGGGCGCCCGAGGGCGAGCGGGCGGGCGGGCACGGCGGGUUCCGGGCCAGCCCCGGGGGCGGACGGUUGGCCGCGCGCGCGGAGCCUCGCCGGGGCCUUGCGGGAGCCGGGCCGGGCCGCAGGGCCGCCGCCGCCGCCCGGGCCCGCCGCCCGCGCCCCCCACGCUGGCCCAGAGGGCUGCGGCCGCGUCGCCGCUGAGGAUGUCCCGGAAGGGGCCGCGAGCGGAGGUGUGUGCGGACUGCAGCGCCCCGGACCCUGGCUGGGCAUCUAUCAGCAGAGGUGUGCUGGUUUGUGACGAGUGCUGCAGUGUGCACCGGAGCCUAGGACGACACAUCUCCAUUGUCAAGCACCUUCGCCACAGCGCCUGGCCUCCUACACUGCUACAGAUGGUGCACACACUUGCCAGCAACGGGGCCAACUCCAUCUGGGAGCAUUCCUUGCUGGACCCUGCACAAGUGCAAAGUGGCCGGCGCAAAGCCAAUCCCCAGGACAAAGUCCACCCCAUCAAGUCAGAGUUCAUCAGGGCAAAGUACCAGAUGCUGGCGUUUGUGCACAAGCUUCCCUGCCGUGAUGAUGAUGGGGUCACCGCCAAAGACCUCAGCAAGCAACUGCACUCGAGUGUGCGAACAGGCAACUUGGAGACAUGUCUGCGCCUGCUCUCCUUGGGUGCCCAAGCCAACUUCUUUCACCCAGAAAAGGGCACUACACCUCUACACGUGGCUGCCAAGGCAGGGCAGACACUGCAGGCUGAGCUGCUGGUAGUGUAUGGGGCUGACCCCGGGUCCCCUGAUGUCAAUGGCCGCACACCCAUUGACUAUGCCAGGCAGGCGGGGCACCAUGAACUGGCAGAGAGGCUAGUUGAGUGCCAGUAUGAGCUCACUGACCGGUUGGCCUUCUACCUCUGUGGACGAAAGCCUGAUCACAAGAAUGGGCAUUACAUCAUCCCACAGAUGGCUGACAGAUCUCGGCAAAAGUGCAUGUCUCAGAGCUUGGAUCUGUCUGAAUUGGCCAAAGCUGCCAAGAAGAAGCUGCAAGCACUCAGCAACCGACUCUUUGAGGAACUUGCCAUGGAUGUGUAUGAUGAGGUGGAUCGGAGAGAAAACGAUGCUGUGUGGCUAGCUACCCAAAAUCAUAGCACCCUGGUGACGGAGCGCAGUGCUGUGCCCUUCCUGCCAGUCAACCCUGAAUACUCAGCCACACGGAAUCAGGGACGACAGAAAUUGGCCCGUUUUAAUGCCCGAGAAUUUGCCACCUUGAUCAUUGACAUUCUCAGUGAGGCCAAACGGAGGCAGCAGGGCAAGAGUCUGAGCAGCCCCACAGACAACCUCGAGCUGUCUGCACGGAGCCAAAGUGACCUGGACGACCAACACGACUACGACAGUGUGGCUUCUGACGAAGACACAGACCAGGAGCCUCUGCCCAGUGCAGGCGCCACGCGGAACAAUCGUGCCAGGAGCAUGGACUCCUCAGACCUGUCGGAUGGGGCUGUGACGCUGCAGGAGUACCUGGAGCUGAAGAAGGCUCUGGCUACCUCCGAGGCCAGAGUGCAGCAGCUCCUGAAGGUCAACAGCAGUCUGAGCGACGAGCUACGGAGGCUGCAGAGGGAGAUCCACAAACUGCAGGCAGAGAACCUGCAGCUCCGACAGCCACCGGGACCAGUGCCUCCACCCUCACUUCCAAGUGAUCGGGCAGAACACACACUUAUGGGGCCUGGUGGAAGUACCCAUCGCAGGGACCGCCAGGCUUUCUCUAUGUAUGAGCCAGGCUCUGCCCUGAAGCCCUUUGGAGGUGCACCUGGGGAUGAGCUCGCCACACGGCUCCAGCCUUUCCACAGCACAGAGCUGGAAGACGAUGCCAUCUAUUCAGUGCAUGGCCCUGCUGGCCUUUAUCGGAUCCGGAAGGGGGUGUCUGCCUCUUCUGUGCCCUUCACUCCCUCCUCCCCACUGCUGUCAUGCUCCCAAGAAGGAAGUCGCCAUGCGAGCAAGCUUUCACGCCAUGGCAGUGGUGCAGACAGUGACUAUGAGAACACACAGAGUGGGGAUCCUCUACUUGGGCUUGAAGGGAAGCGAUUCCUAGAGCUGAGCAAAGAGGAUGAGCUGCACCCUGAGCUGGAGAGCUUAGAUGGAGACCUAGACCCUGGGCUCCCCAGCACUGAAGAUGUCAUCCUAAAGACAGAGCAGGUCACCAAGAACAUUCAGGAACUAUUGCGGGCAGCCCAGGAGUUCAAACAUGACAGCUUCGUGCCCUGUUCAGAAAAGAUCCAUUUGGCUGUGACUGAGAUGGCCUCUCUCUUCCCAAAGAGGCCAGCCCUGGAGCCUGUGCGCAGUUCACUGCGGCUGCUCAAUGCCAGCGCCUACCGGCUGCAGAGUGAAUGCCGGAAGACAGUGCCUCCAGAACCUGGCGCCCCUGUGGACUUCCAGCUGCUGACUCAGCAGGUGAUCCAGUGCGCCUAUGACAUCGCCAAGGCUGCCAAGCAGCUGGUCACCAUCACCACCCGAGAGAAGAAACAGUGACCACUUUCCCUGCCCUUACCCACACCCUGGGACCUCACUGGCCAUGGGAGCUGGGCCACUCCAGACACUAACCCACCCCCAACAGAGCCACUGGCACAAGUGCCCUUAGUGCCACCAUUCUCCUCUGGCAUCCAGGUGCCCUGGUGCCCACCCUCUCAAGCCCCAAGGACGGGAAUGUGAGGUGACAGGAGCUUCUGUCCCCCACAUUUCAUGCCCCUCCCUCUGUACAUAGCAUCCCUGCCCUGCUGAUGUGCAGGAGCCUCAAGGAGCCCCUCCCAGCUCUUCACCUGCCUUCCAGGGCACCCUCAGCAAAGGGUGGGACAGGGACACUCCAAGUGGGGCAGCUCCGCCUACUGCACCCUAUCCCCAUGAGCCAGUUUAGCCCUGGGGGGCCGAGCAGGGGCAUCCCCCUCCUUUGUACAUUAUCUCUGGAUGUCUCUGCCCUGUAGCCAGCAGCCCCCCUUGCUGCUCUUUCAUGCCAAAUGGCCCCUGCCUAGAGCACAGGCCCCAACUUGUGUGCCAGGGUCCCCAGCAGCAAACACUGGAAAGUCUUUCCUCUCCCCUACCCCCUAAUUUUAACUUUGUGGUAACUGAGUGUCCCUGCGUUCCUACAACUGAGUAUGUGAGCGGCAGUGCCGUUCCAGAGACCUGACCCACCUGGAGCUCUGAGGGGCAGGGGAACCAGAGGAGGGACCGGCAUUGGAAGUCAGCUCCCCUCUCCCCCACCUGGGACAGGGGGACUGUCAGGGUCACCAGCUGUGGUCCAGUUGCUGCCCCUACUUGUAUCCCUAUCCUAUAAACUUAAAAGGAAAACCACUUCCCUCCAUCUCUCCCUGGUCCCCUGAGGGAAGUGUGCUGGCCAGGCAGAGGACAGAGCACCUGCGCCUGGGGCUGGCUCCCCAGGGUCCCCAACUCAGCUGGUGGCUGUGGAACUGAGCCCCUCCCCCUAGCCUUUGCAAGGCCAGCACCCACAUCACUACCUGCACCUACAGUGACCCACCCCUGAAGGCCUGGGGAUCCGGCUGCAGCUGGGAAGGCUGGCAAGGCACUGACAGCACCCACCAGCUACUCUCCCCCAACCACCUUCCCUAACCUGUGGUGGUGGGUAGCUGUCAGAAUGUGUGUCAUGUACAUUUGUAUCAAAAAUAAAUAAGUGACCAUGUGCCACUU
Molecule: messenger RNA, 3763 nt
Organism: Arvicanthis niloticus (Nile rat)
Lineage: Eukaryota; Metazoa; Chordata; Mammalia; Rodentia; Muridae
Gene: Git1
Product: GIT ArfGAP 1
Biological process (GO): synaptic vesicle recycling; regulation of ARF protein signal transduction; brain development
Cellular component (GO): postsynapse; cytosol; synapse
Molecular function (GO): small GTPase binding; GTPase activator activity
Source: RefSeq, a predicted model, not a curated record